Aegilops tauschii subsp. strangulata is the source of this 879-nucleotide messenger RNA. RefSeq lists its product as uncharacterized. Lineage: Eukaryota; Viridiplantae; Streptophyta; Magnoliopsida; Poales; Poaceae. The record is from RefSeq and is a predicted model, not a curated record.
AUGGAUCUAAGCUGGAUACAAGGAACGCGUUUCACACCACCAUACAUGAAAGGUGUUGAUGAGUUUAUGGGUUUUGUUCACCAAAAUUUUAGGGAAAACCAGGACAUACUGUGCCCAUGCAAAGACUGUCUGAAUGUGGAACACCGCAGCCAGGCUGAAGUAGAGGAGCACAUACAAUGCAAUGGUAUGUCUGUUACAUAUACAAGGUGGGUCUUUCAUGGUGAAGCGGUCAGUGAUGAUGAAGGUGAUAAUACAGAGGGUGCUGCAUAUCAAUCAGAUGAUGAUGAUGAUGACUGUGAUGUAGGCAACGGAGGUGAUGUUGCGUAUAUGGUAGAUGAUAUGUUCAUGUCUGGAAGGCAAGGCAAGGGUAAGCCUAACCUCUUUUCCAAGCUAAUGGAGGAGGCGAAGAAAGAUCUUUAUGAAGGAUGUAGUGAUUUCACACGGCUGUCGUUCAUUAUUAAGCUCCUCCAUAUCAAAUCAUACAACCGAAUUACAAAUAGAGCAUUUAAUCAGUUUGUUGAGUUGAUUAGUGCGACGUUUCCACAUGCUGAUAUACCUAAAUCAUACACUGAAGCUAAGAAUGUUCUUAGUGAAGUCGGGCUGGGUUACGAGACAAUUCAUGUUUGCAAGUUUGAUUGUGCAUUGUUUUGGGGCGAACAUGCCAACAAGAGCCAUUGUCCUGAAUGCGAGACUUCAAGAUGGAAAGUUGAGAAGGGAAGGAAAAAGAUACCUCACAAGGUACUUAGGUACUUUCCUAUCAUCCCAAGGCUUCAAAGAAUUUCUGUGUCAAAGGAACAAUCAGCAGAUGCAAGGUGGCAUAAGGAGAAGAGGGUUGCUGAGGCAAAUGUUAUGAGACACCCUGCUGGUGGUGAAGCAUAG